Corticium candelabrum is the source of this 1643-nucleotide messenger RNA. RefSeq names its product E3 ubiquitin ligase Rnf157-like. Lineage: Eukaryota; Metazoa; Porifera; Homoscleromorpha; Homosclerophorida; Plakinidae. The coding region runs from base 14 to 1405 and encodes 463 amino acids. The record is from RefSeq and is a predicted model, not a curated record. Gene Ontology annotation, cellular component: cytoplasm. The transcript is spliced from 13 exons. Gene Ontology annotation, molecular function: ubiquitin protein ligase activity. Gene Ontology annotation, biological process: protein ubiquitination.
UGUAUACGUGAACAUGGGCCAGUGGUUUAGUGGCAGGAACCAGGACGUAGAACAAGUGGAACGAGGGGCAAACCCUUAUCGAUAUCCACCGCCUACAGGUACGUACUUUGCCAGUCGUUUCCGAAUGGGAGGCGAGUGGUUUGACACUGCGCAGCCAGAGGGUUACCUUUUCGGCGAUAAUAAUGACUUAAAUUUUUUGGGAAGACGCCCAACUCGGUUUCCGUAUCCAGUACCGCCAGUGGGAGAGCCAACUAGAACUAUGCAAAGCUUGAUUAACAUCAGAAAGGACACAGUAAAGCUUGUCAAAGUUCAAGGGAAUGAAAACGAUUACAACUUGGAGUUCGUCUUUGAUGCUGAUGUUAAGUGUCUUAUUACCUUUUACUACCUUGCUACGGAGGACGUUACUACUGAUGGCUACUUGCAGUACUCUCCCAAAUCACUACAAAUGAAAUCCAAAUCAUUUCCUUACAAGAGAGGGUCUGGCCAAGUGUUCAAGGAGCCAAGUUGUUUGCUAAAACCAAAAUCAUUUCCAGAGAAUGAGUUAUCAUUUGAUCAAGAAAGGCCAGACUUAUAUCCUCUUGUCAUACAUAUUGAGGCAGAUGAUACUGAAAACAAAGGACAUUCUCAUGCGCUGAUUGGCAGCUUUGACAAGGCAUCGGAUGGCACUUACAUUGUCAAAACAAUCAAACAAAAGCAGAUGAUUGAUGGAUGUCUGUUUGUCCUACAAGAAAUAUAUGGACUGGAAAACAAAGGACAGAAAGCAGCUAAGUCCUACAAGACAAACAAAGAUGAAGAGGAUGUUGAUGAUGAUGAUGAUGACGAUGACGAUGAUGUAACAUCUCAGACUGGUGCUGAAUGUUUAAUUUGUAUGGAAGAACCAAAGGAUACGUUUUUUCUGCCAUGCCGGCACCUCUGUGUGUGUCACGAGUGUGCGGAGUCGUUGAGGUACAGAGCCAACAAUUGCCCAAUUUGUCGUCAACCUUUCAAGGCAUUAUUACAGCUGAAGGCAGUACAGACGGCAUCAGCGACAGUGAGUGAAGAUGCAGAAAAUGCAGGAUCAAGACAGAUGAAGUAUAAUCCUGUGCCAUUGGUGGAAGCUCUUAACAACUGUAGUACAUCUGCCAUGAUACAAUCACCUGAACAUCGUGAACUGUCACAAUCUGAUGUUGGUACUGGAAUUGAUGAUGGACAAAUACAGGAAGAGGGAUCAUUGAGCACAACUGCUAUAGAGCUAACUCCUGCUGGAUCUAUGCAACCUCUUUUGGAAGUGUCUCUUCCAGGAACACCUACUCACAGCGACGAAACAUCCUCAUCUCCAUCCAUUGCAAGUACCAACAGACUGGAAGUUGACAUCACUGAAAUGCCAUCUGUGGUAGAAGAGGAUGAGUCUGUUGUAAAUGUGUAAGCAUGUUAUUGUUGUACUGAUACAAAUGCAUAUGUGACAUGUCACCAGUUAUGUUGUAGAUAGAUUCUUAAUGUCCAUCAAUAGCAAGACUACGUAGAUUACAUAUGAAAAGACACUAGUUCAAUUACAAAUGUGGGUUUUUAUAGUUUAGAUGAAGGUACAUGACAUGUAAACAAACACAUGCUAAGUGCUAUUGUAAAGUUAUGAGUAUGCAACAAUUCAAGCACUGAGCAAAAGA